Molecule: messenger RNA, 773 nt
Organism: Paramecium sonneborni
Lineage: Eukaryota; Ciliophora; Oligohymenophorea; Peniculida; Parameciidae
Source: the annotation of a GenBank genome assembly
UCUUAAUAAAACAUGUUAUAAGUCUAAUACGAUACAAUAUCAGAGUUCGAAGAGGAAUAAAAGAAGAGUUUUUACGAUGAAGAAUCAAAUGUGAACAUAUUUAGUUAACAUUAACUUGGGUUAUUCAAAAAACCAAGUUACUUUGUAGAGAAUGAAGAGUCUAACCUAAAGAACAAUCAUGAGUGUUCAACUACAGAAUAGAACGAAUCUUCAGAACAGUCAGAAAAUUGUUAUGAACACAUUUCAUCUCCAAAAUUCCCUUCUAAAGUUCUACCUCCUCCAAUUAAUGCAGAUUAACAUUUGUUUAAUUUAGAUAUGAGAUACUAUCCAAAUAAUUCUUAAGAGAACUUUAUAUUGAAUUUCAUUAAUUAAGAUGAUCUUCAACGAAUAAAAAUGGGUUUAGAUUAUAAGAUUUUAGAUGAUCCAUAAACAUUAAGAUUCGAAAAUUGGGUUUAAUAAAUGUGUAAUACAAAAGCUAAUCAAAAAGAAAUGUAAAGGAAACUAAAAGUAAAGAAAUAUUUAGAGAAAAAACACAAUAGAACAUUUGGAAAAAAAGUUCAUUAUCAUAUCAGAUAGAAAGUAGCUGAAGAGAGAUUAAGAAUAAAGGGAAGAUUUGUUACUUGGAAAUAGGUAUAAAUAAUCAUAUAUGAUGUAGGCUAUUAAAAUGUUAGAGAAAUCUGAGACAAAGAGAGAGUGGACUCAUAGUGAUUAUUUUAAGAUUAAGAUCUUAUUAAAUGAAAAGUAUGGUUAAUCUUUAUGAGAGAGUAGAAGAG